AUGGUGUAUGUCGUGACGCGCCACGGCGCACGAAACGUGCUGCCCAAAGAUGCAGAGCUGCAGGAGAACGAUUCGACAGGCGGCCCCAGCCUGCUGCCGCAAGGCAUCACCGCCAGCCGGGCCGCAGGCGAGGCCUUCCGCGUGCGCUACCUGGCGCACCCCGCUUGCAACCGCUCCCUCACCUGCCUAGCCUCCGAGGGGCGAGAGGGCUACGGCAUUGUCAACGCAAAGGGCGUCGGGUUCAGCAAUUUCAACACGCUCGCGCGGUCGAGCGCACUGGACCGCACCCUGAGGUCGGCCACCGCGUUCCUGAGCGGCGUGUUUCCCCUGCAAGCCGUGCCGCGGGCGCCGCUGGGCAUGAGCCCCCAGGUGGACGUCGUCCUUGCGCAGACCCCGCCCAUCUACACGGUCCCGGACGCGAACGACUGGCUCAUCCGCGCCUACACCAAGUGCGAGGCCUACCAGCGCCGCCUGGCAGCCUGGUAUAAGUCGCAGGAGUUUGCUGCUAAGGAGGAGGCCACCAGGGGUGUGCGCGAGGGCCUUGCUCAGCUGGAGCCACAGCUCAAUGUGUCGCUGGUCAACUGGUGGAAUGUGUACGAUGCCUUCAACGUGUGGCGCAACUACGGCACGGGGGACAUCAUGCCGGCCAUCUCCGACGCGCAGUUCAAGCAGGUGGCAUCCAUAGCGGACUGGCUGGAAACCGCCAAGAUGCGGUCCAACCUGACAGGCAACAGCCUGGGAGGCCCCCUUCUGGGGGACCUCAUUGGCCGGCUGCAGGCAGCUGCACAGCACCUGCUCAAAGGAGAGAAGACCCGCCUCGGCCGGCUUCUUCUGGUGUCGGCGCACUACAACACGCAGCUCGCCCUCCUGUCAGCCAUGGCCCUCGACACCGCCCUCACGCCCGCACAGCUCCCGUGGCUGGCCACGCUGCCGGCCACGUCGUCCGCCCUCGCGUUCGAGCUCCACUUUGACCCCUCCAGCCGCCGCUUGGCCGUGAGGAUGCUCUACCAGGACGGCCCCGGCCAGGGCUACAUGCCCGUCCCGCUGCCGCAGUGCGCGUCGCCCGGCGGCGUGCGGCCCAACGGCGACGUGGACGCGGCGGAGGCGCUGGCGGGCCCUGGCGCGUGCGAACUGUCCGCGUUUGUGCGCGCGUACGGCGGCGCGGCGAUCGACGACGCAGGCACUUGGUGCACGGUGUGUGAAAACGCCCAAAUGGAGGCCUGCGUCGCUGCCAGGGCCAGGGGCCGCGGCGGCGUCUUUGCCGCGAGUGGUUUUGCAAACGACAACGGCAGCGGUGGCGUCAGCAGCGACAGCGGCGGCGGCAACGGCGGCGGAGGCAGUGGUGAGAAGGUCAAGGUGGCGAUGGCUGUGGUGACAAGUGCGCUGGGCGCCGGUGCUCUCGCGGCGGGCGCAGUCUUGUGGCAUGUGCGCCGCCGGGAGGCAAAGUGGGAGCGCGAGGCUGCAGAGAAAGCACGUGCAGUCCAACUGCACGGCAGCUCGGUGCCGCUGUGA
Messenger RNA from Monoraphidium neglectum, 1512 nucleotides. RefSeq lists its product as hypothetical. Lineage: Eukaryota; Viridiplantae; Chlorophyta; Chlorophyceae; Sphaeropleales; Selenastraceae. Gene Ontology annotation, molecular function: phosphatase activity. The record is from RefSeq and is a predicted model, not a curated record. Gene Ontology annotation, biological process: dephosphorylation. The coding region runs from base 1 to 1512 and encodes 503 amino acids. The transcript has 6 exons.